Lotus japonicus is the source of this 972-nucleotide messenger RNA. RefSeq names its product putative ubiquitin-conjugating enzyme E2 39. Lineage: Eukaryota; Viridiplantae; Streptophyta; Magnoliopsida; Fabales; Fabaceae. The record is from RefSeq and is a predicted model, not a curated record. The coding region runs from base 1 to 972 and encodes 323 amino acids. The transcript has a single exon. Gene Ontology annotation, molecular function: ubiquitin conjugating enzyme activity.
AUGACAACGACGAACGAGUUUAGGCGCUUUGAUGUGGCUUCCGACGACUCAGAUCACCACUAUGGCGGCAGCGGAAACAACAACAUUACGCGCAACACAAAGAAGAGUAUUAUGAAGGAGUGGAAAACCCUGGAGAAAAAUCUACCUGAAUCCAUCUACGUUCGAGUCUACGAGCAGCGCAUUGAUCUCAUGAGGGCGGUGAUUAUAGGGGCCGCUGGAACGCCCUACCACGAUGGCCUCUUCUUCUUCGACAUCGCUUUCCCCUCUGAUUACCCGAACCACCCGCCCAAGGUCCACUUCAUCUCGUUCGGCCUCCGCCUCAACCCGAACCUAUACACCAGUGGCUAUGUUUGCUUGAGCCUCCUCAACACGUGGACCGGGAAGAAGAACGAGUUGUGGGACCCAUCUGUGUCCACGUGUCUACAGCUCCUUAUCUCCCUUCAAGGACUCGUUCUCAACGAGAAGCCCUACUUCAAUGAGCCAGGUUCCGACACGCUCGGUCGUUUCCUCGUUAAUGGCUCGUCACGUUCCUAUAGUGAGUACGUGUACGGCCUCACGUGUAAGCUCAACCUGCAUCUUCUUUGGAGGCCGCCGAAGAACUUUGAGGCCUUCGUCAAGAGCCACUUCCGCGAUCGUGCGGUAGUGAUUCUCACCGCAUUCACGGAGUACGCAAAUGGACGUGAGCGUAUCGGGUACUAUAGCGCCGACACGUCCUCUUCGCGUCCGCGAAAGCAUAGGGUUUCGCGGACAUACAAGAGGUGGAUGCUGGAGGUUUACCCUUUGAUGGUUGAUGCAUUUGAAGGGUGUGGUGCUUCUUUGGAUACUUCCCUUCGCAGCUUGGUGUUGCUAUCCGAGUCCAAGAGCAAGAAGAUUAGUACAAUCUGGACGAAAGCGAUGGCGCAGAUAAAAAAUGCUUUUACAUGGAAGAAGAAGAAUAAUAGAAAAGAAAUUACUAGGGAGACGUCUGCAUGA